Blastomyces dermatitidis ER-3 is the source of this 2245-nucleotide messenger RNA. RefSeq lists its product as uncharacterized. The coding region runs from base 409 to 1713 and encodes 434 amino acids. The transcript is spliced from 2 exons. The record is from RefSeq and is a predicted model, not a curated record. Gene Ontology annotation, cellular component: membrane. Gene Ontology annotation, molecular function: transmembrane transporter activity. Lineage: Eukaryota; Fungi; Ascomycota; Eurotiomycetes; Onygenales; Ajellomycetaceae. Gene Ontology annotation, biological process: transmembrane transport.
GGUAAAGUAAACUUCAAUGCAUCCCAUCCCAUCCCCACGCUAACUCAGCCCGCCCGCUUAGCCUUUAAUCUGAUUGACUGGCGGUCGGUGGUUUGAUGAAGCUCAUUGCUGACUACUAACUAGUUAACUACACAACCCCCGUAACCUUUUUUCCGAAUUUCUUCUUUUUUUCUCCUCCUCCUCCUCCAUCCAACUUCAUCCCCAAUCCCUCUUCCCCUUCUCCCCCCAGGAAUAUAAAUUCCUCACAGCAGGCGACUUCUGGAGUUUUGCGCUUGCUCUGCUCUAUAAAGCUCCAAUUUCUACUUAAUAUGUUUGUUUCUUCUCUAUCCUUUUUACCCUAUUUUUAAUCUGUAGAUAUCUUAUCUUAUCUUGGCCCCGCUGGAACUACGAGAAGCAAGCAAAGCGAGCAUGAGUAUGGCUGAGCGCGCAGACUCCAUCCAUGUCCAAACAAAGGGCGUUGAUGUCAAUCAUGCCAUGCUGGAUGGAGACAUAGACGUGCGCAAGGAUCUUCACGGCGUCAAUGUGGAUGAUGGUGGACAGGCGAGGACGUCAGGCACAGACACAGCUGCACCCGCGGCCGAUGCAGUCGACAAGAGCAAGAAGGGCUACUUCGCAUACUUCCGCACGAGAGAGUUCUAUAUCGUUCUUAUCCUUGGCCAAACCCUCGCCCUCUGUAUCACCGGCACAAACACCCUCUCCCAGCUCCUCUCCAACAUCCGCACCUCAAUCCCAGCCUUCCAAUCCCUCUUCAACUACGUCCUCCUCAACCUCGUCUUCACCAGCUACACCAUCUACAGCUACGGCCUCAAGGGCUGGCUCCGCGUUAUCAAAAAGGAUGGCUGGAAAUAUAUCAUCCUCGCCUUCUGCGACGUCGAGGGUAACUACUUCAUCGUCCUCGCCUACAAGUACACAACCAUCCUCAGUGCACAACUCAUCAACUUCUGGGCCAUCGUCGUCGUCGUUGUCCUCUCCUUCCUCUUCCUCCGCGUCCGCUACCACUGGGCCCAGAUCGUCGGCAUCCUCGUCGCCAUCGGCGGCAUGGGCGUGCUUUUCGGCUCCGAUCACAUUUCUAGUGGCGGCGGUGACGGCAACGGCCCGUCCCGCGGCAACCAGAUCAAGGGCGACCUUUUCGCCCUGGUGGGCGCCAGCUGCUACGGCCUCACGAACGUCGCGGAGGAAUACCUCGUCAGCAAGCGGCCGAUGUAUGAAGUCCUGGGUCAGCUAGGACUGUACGGGAUGUUCAUCAUCGGCGUGCAAGCGGCCAUCUUCGACCGGGAGUCCUUCGCUAGCGCGACGUGGAAUGGCAAAGUGGGCGGAUACCUGACGGGCUAUACGUUCUGUCUGUUCAUCUUCUACUCGCUGGCGCCGAUUCUGUUCCGGCUGGCCUCUGCGGCGUUUUUCAAUAUUAGUUUGCUCACAGCGAAUUUUUGGGGUGUGAUUAUUGGGGUUAACGUGUUUAAGUAUUCGGUGCAUUGGAUGUAUCCGAUCGCGUUUGUGUGUAUUAUGAUGGGGCAGGGGAUUUAUUAUUUGGGUAGGCAGGUGUUGGGCGAGUCGAGGAAGCCGUGGCUGGGGGCGAAUCAAGAGAAAGGUGUUAGUGGGAUUGGGACGGCGAGGAGGAAGAUUUCUGCUGCUGCUGCUGCUGCUACUGCUGCUGGCGAUGACGGGACCAGGAUUGAUGAUGGGGUGCGACAUGGGAACGAUAAUUCCGUUUAAAAAGGGAUGUGGAGGGAACCAUAUUCGAGGCUGUUGUUCUUCGGCGUUAUAUUGUCACGGUUGGUUAUCCUGUCACCCUGCUUCAUUUUGGAUCGCUCUCCAUCCACCUAUCGCCAUACGUCUCCUUAAUGUCACCCAGAAAUGGACCGGCUAUUGGAUAUGUAGAGACAUCCCCCCUCUCUCCUUCUGCCCCCCUUUCUCCGCCGGCUCAAGCUCAAGCUCAGUCUAAAAUGAUUAUAUCUUCUUCCCUUAAUUGGGCAAGGAGAUUAAUCGCUCACGCGCAAUGUACGGAAGUGUGUAUGUAUAUGUGUAUAUAUUGUACAUGUACAUACCUCUCGCCAUUUUGAUUAGACGAUAUAUGUUCUAUAAGUUUGUUGGGUGCUUUAUACAUACAGUGCUACGCGGACCAAAAAUUCAAAAACUAUUUUCUUCUAGUUUCAUCCCUUCCUGUAUGCAUACGCGUACGCAUCUUUUUGACUUUUAUAUCUACAUAGUUAACAUAUAUAUAAGUGAAACUUGCUCAAAUACGUAA